Messenger RNA from Dibothriocephalus latus, 1107 nucleotides. The record is from the annotation of a GenBank genome assembly. NCBI's taxonomy places the organism in Eukaryota, Metazoa, Platyhelminthes, Cestoda, Diphyllobothriidea, Diphyllobothriidae.
AUGCCAUUUGUUGUGAGUCGCGAUGAGAAUUCAAACGGAAAUUUGGCUCUCGCUGCACCAGCUUUCGAUGAGGAAAAAUUACUUGUCUACCGCGAAAUUUAUUUUGACGGCUUCAGUACAGUCAUCGCGGCUCGAGACCUCACUUCAGGGGCUGCUGUGGCUGUCAAAAAGGUUGAUUUUGCCCAACUAGGCAACUGCUUCUCGGAUGUCAUUCAACUUCAGCGGCGAGUGACCAGCAAGGUUCGAAAGCAAGUGGCAAGGAUAAAGGCACUUUCACAUCCAGCAGUAAUGAAAAUGCUGGAUUUCGUCCUCGAACCAACGCGGGUGGUUGUGAUAUCAGAGAUGUGUCUUUUUGGUGAUCUGUUUAACUGGAUGCUUCAGCAGCAGCACUUACGUUUCCGAGAUGUGUUCUUGAUAAUCCACGGAUUGUUCCAGGCGUUCCAGUUUCUUCAUGGAAAGAGCUACACGCACGGUUCCCUGAAACCGACGAAUAUUUUAUUUCAAACAAUAUCUCCUCACUCUCUUGUGGUGCUGCCAGAUUUGAGCGUGAAAAAGGAAAUCUCGCAUCUUCUCAACGACCCUAUGCUCAGCUGUAUAAGUUGUGCCGCCCCGGAAGCAAUAGCGGACUUACUGAAGGCUCAAAACGAACCACCAAAAAGCGCUCCAAACCCGGAGGAUGACAAUGAAUUAUUUGGCACAACCGCUAUGGACGUCUGGAGCAUAGGUGCAAUAGCUCUGAUUAUACUUACCGGAGUUAAUUAUUUUCAGUACGAGACUUUAAACGAUAUCAAGGAGCCAGUGGAGCCGAGGUUAGAACGGGCCUUUUCGCAUCCGAUACUUUCGUCUUGUGGCCCAAAAAUUGGGGAAUAUUUGCGCAAGUUCCUUGAAGUUGAUCCUGCCAAAAGGGCCACGGCAGCAGAGGGUGCAGCUCUUGCGUGGCUGGAUGAAGUAGAAAUAGCCAAUGAUGACAGGAACCUCCUUUUCCUGAUGGAGUAUGACCUGAUGAACACAUGCAAAUAUUUCAGACUUUACGGUCAAAAAGUGACGAAAAGCCUUUUUUCACAAAUAUACCCAAAGGAAGAUGUUCGCUAUCGUCUUCUACCGUAA